AAUUAAGGCCAAUUUUCUUAUAGCAUCUAACCAUAUUUUACCUUAUGUUAAAGUUAAAUUAAAGUUAACCAAACUUUGAUAAAAUAAAAAACAUACUAAAAAUUUAAAUUAAAAUAAUGGAAAAUUACAAAAAAGGAAAGAAUAUCGAAGAACCUUUAGAGAGAAAUAAAAUACCUAUACCUAAACUUCCAGAGAAUUUUCUAUGGAUGCAGGUACGGGGAGGUAGCAAAAUUAGAAAUCUUCUACCACACGCUAUAAAUGAAUUCCGAGAAGCCAAACAUGUUGUAUGGACGGGUUUCGGAUCAUCUGUAGGAAAAUGCAUAACUUGUGCAGAAAUUAUGAAAAGAGAAUUCAAUAACACUCUACAUCAAAUAACAAAAAUAUGUUAUAGACUUGUUGAAGAAUACUGGGAUCCUCUGUUGCCAGAACUUGAUCAAAUAGUGGUGAAACGAAGACUGCCAAUGAUCCAUAUAUAUUUGUCUUCUGAGAGCAUAGAUACUGAAGAAUUAGGGUAUCAAGCUCCUGGGCAAAUACUAUUUUUCAACAGUCAGACUAAGGGUAAUAAACAAAAACCAAGGAAUAAUGAUGAAAAACAGUAUUCAAAAAGAAAUCAAAGGAAAAAUAGGGACAAAAGACCAAAAAAUGACUCUACUACGAAUGGUUCUAGCAGUAGCAAUGUAGUCAGUAUAUCAGAAAAUAGCUAGACUUACUUAUUAAGGUUUUCUUCUAUUAUAUGUAAAUAAACUAUUUUUUUUAAUAAAACAAAUAAUGUACUUAAAAAUA
Messenger RNA from Diabrotica virgifera virgifera (western corn rootworm), 783 nucleotides. RefSeq names its product ribonuclease P protein subunit p25-like protein (gene Rpp25). Gene Ontology annotation, molecular function: RNA binding. Gene Ontology annotation, cellular component: ribonuclease MRP complex. The transcript has 4 exons. Gene Ontology annotation, biological process: tRNA 5'-leader removal. The record is from RefSeq and is a predicted model, not a curated record. NCBI's taxonomy places the organism in Eukaryota, Metazoa, Arthropoda, Insecta, Coleoptera, Chrysomelidae. Bases 117 to 704 code for a protein of 195 amino acids.